Mangifera indica (mango) is the source of this 2161-nucleotide messenger RNA. RefSeq names its product disease resistance protein RPV1. The record is from RefSeq and is a predicted model, not a curated record. Gene Ontology annotation, molecular function: protein binding. The coding region runs from base 144 to 1844 and encodes 566 amino acids. NCBI's taxonomy places the organism in Eukaryota, Viridiplantae, Streptophyta, Magnoliopsida, Sapindales, Anacardiaceae. The transcript has 6 exons.
GCAUACGGCCCAAAUUUUCCAUUCUUUUUUAAAAUUAAAAAAAAAAAAAAAAAAACUGGUUGGGAGUGCAGCUUAAGCCUGACUUCAGGGAUCGGUAGCGAUCUAAAUCCACCAAACAACUGAAAGGAAAUGACAAAUUGACUAUGGAAAUUCAGAAUCAAACUGAAUUGGUGAAGUUAUGCUUAGAAGCCGCUUGUUAUAGUAGAGGAAGCAUCGAAAAAUGGCGGAGACAGAGACGUUCUUUAGACAGAUUGCCACCUCAUCUCGCCGACUCUCUCCUCCGCCACCUCCUCCGUCGCCGCCUCCUCUUCCCUUCCUUGCUAGAAGUUUUCAAACGUAGUGUCGAGGUAAUUGAUCUGAGAGGUGAGAGCUCUGUCGAUGGAGAAUGGUUGGCGUAUUUAGGAGCAUGUCGUUACUUGCGUUCUUUGAAUCUUGCUGAUUGUUAUAGAAUCUCCAGUUCGGCGAUUUGGCCUCUCGCCGGGAUGACUAGUUUGAAGGAAUUGGAUAUUUCAAGGUGCGUAAAGGUUACUGAUGACGGGAUUAGGCAUUUGUUAUCUAUUCCAACUUUGGAGAAGCUGUGUCUCUCAGAGACUGGUGUCACUGAGAAUGGAGUCCAACUCCUCUCUUCGCUUAAAAACUUGUCUGUUUUGGACUUGGGCGGGCUGCCUGUUACUGAUCGUGUGUUGAGUUCUCUUCAGGUUCUGACAAAGCUACAGUACCUUGAUCUUUGGGGAAGUAAAAUAUCUAAUAAAGGAGCUUCUGCUCUUGAGAUGUUUCCAAGGUUGAGUUUCCUCAAUCUAGCUUGGACCAAUGUGACAAAGUUGCCGAGAAUGUCCUCCCUUGAAUGCUUAAACUUGAGCAAUUGUACCAUUGACUCUAUACUUGAACUGAAUGAAGACAAAGCUCCUUUACUAAAGCUAAGUCUCUCAGGAACUACGUUUGUUAACGAGGCUGAAGCUUUUUUAUUUAUUGAAAAAAGUUUCCUCUCCUUUCUGGAUUUAUCUAACACUUCCUUUAAUAGCUUUAGCUUUUUACCGGAAAUGAAAGCCCUGGAACAUUUGGAUAUCAGCUCAAGCAUCAUGAGAGAUGAUACAAUUGAAAUGGUUGCAUGUAUAGGUGCAAAUUUGAGAAAUUUGAAUCUCAGCAACACAAGAAUCAGCUCUGCUGCAGUAGGGAUUUUAGCUGGCAAUCUUCCCAAUCUUGAAAUUUUAUCAUUAUCUGGCACACAAAUAGACGAUGCUGCCAUGUCAUAUAUAAGCAUGAUGCCCUCACUGAAGGCUAUUGACUUGAGCAAUACAGAGAUUAAAGGUUUCAUUCAACAGGUGGGUGCUGAGACAGAUAUGGUUCACUCACUGACAGCACUGCAAAGUCUGAAUCAUUUAGAAAUGUUAAAUUUGGAGCAGACCCAAGUCAGUGAUGAAGCUCUUAGUCCAUUAUCAAACUUCCAAGAAUUACACCGUUUCUCUCUCAGGAGUCCUUCCCUGACAGAUGUCUCUCUGCGCCUAUUGUCAUCUCUAUCAAAGUUGACGCAUCUUUCUGUUUGUGAUGCUGUGCUGACUGAUUAUGGGCUUGGUUCAUUCAGAGCCCCAGAAGCUCUAAAAUUUCUAGACCUGAGGGGAUGCUGGCUCUUAUCCGAGGAUUCCAUCAGGUUAUUUUGUAAAAGAAAUCCACAAAUAGAAGUAAGGCAUGAACUUAGGUCUGUUGCCUCAUCAGAACAAGUCAGCUCUAACCGUCCAUCUCGAUCUCACAUAUCUUCAGUAUCGCCAAUGAGCAAAAUGCAGGAGCAAACUCCAUGGUCACUGUGUUUUAUAGAGAUUGAAAUACAGCCGGGAGGAGCUACUUGAAUUGCAGUAUUCAGCCUUAUGUCUUGAAUUGCCUUGCGACAGUGAUACUCAAGAGGUAAUGCGAUUGGAAUAAAAUGCUUUGUGUCGUAAUAUUCUGUACGAUUAAGUGAUAUUUUUUGUUCAACAAUGGGGUAAAUUAUGUGUAAUUUGAAUUUGAGUAGAUUAUUAACGGUUGGUAAGUCACUUCCUGAUGAGGCUUAGGAUUGCGAUCCGAAAAUUUAUUUGAUGCUGCAGUAAAGGAUAGGGUGUUAGUUAAAUUGUAUUAAACAGAUGUUCAAUUAUUAAUUAUCUGUAGUGUCGUGAACUAUCACUCUGAA